AUGUUUAAAGGACGAGUUGUGUCACGGAAAUGAAGAGAAGCUCACUGAGAUACAGAAAAUGGCUGAUAUGUGUCACACAUAUUUGCUGGGAUCUAUAAUUGUCUUUUCUCUUCUCACAGGUGUGACUGAAGAGACUCGUGUGUUUAGCAGUUCAGGUGAAAAUGUCUCUCUGGCCUGUAUUAAUGCUCUUUCUGACUGCACCUCAACUUCAUGGAUCUACAACAAACAUAGAUCAUCAGCUGCAGUAGAACUGAUUGGUUUAGGAAUAAAGAAGAAAAACAUAGAGAGAGCUGAGAGACUGAGUCUGGGGUCUGACUGCUCUCUGAACAUCUAUAAAACAACAGAAGAUGAUCAUGGACUAUACACCUGCAGACAAUAUGUGAAUGGACAAAAACAUGGAACUGAUGCACAGAUUUUUCUACAUGUUCUUCAUCUCUCUCCAUCAUCCACACAGACUGAGAUGAGAUCAGGCAGCUCUGUGACUCUUACCUGUCAGUUGUUCACAUCUGAUAUCACUUGUGAUAGUUUGGUCCGUUCUGAGGAUGUAGAGCUUGUCUGGGUGAAUCAGGCUGAUGUUAAUCUACAGACAGACUCCAGAUAUCAGAUAUUAUCAUCAGGACAAUGUAACAAGACUCUGACUACAAUACUCCAGAAUGAAGACAACAACAGAGAGUUGAGAUGUCUGGUCCAAAUGAAGAAUGAGACUAAGACCUCUGUCAGCUUCACUGUCAAGUUUAAGGACCCCUCAACACCAGUGAUUGUGAUUUGUGCUGUGUUUGCUGCAUUAGCUGUUGUCAUUGCUGCUGUUCUUUGUAAAAAAAGAGCUGAUAACAGAAGAAAGACAGACAGCUCUGUGGUCACAGAUAAAAAUGACUAUAAAGGGACCUAUGAAACAAUCAACAUUUCAAAAAUGUCAAAAUCUCCUACACCAAGCACCAAUGAGCAAACCAACGAAGUGACUUAUUGUGAGAUUACUGCUACCAGUAAACAACAAAUGAAAAAGAACAAGGUUCAUUGUGAUGAUAAAGUGACUUAUGCCACCAUCAAAGGAGCAAAUGUUACACCGCAGGAUGACUUUUAUGCCUCUUUAAACUAAUAAACAUUACUGCAGGCAUCUUAUAUGACCUAAGAAUAUCAUGAGCAGAAAAAUAAGGACCAAAUAGUUGACUUGUACAGAUCCCAAGACAUGUAUAUACUGAAACCAUUUACCCACAUUAACCCAUCCUGAAACAAUUUUCACAAAUUCUUAAAAUAUAAUAAACAUUUUUCAGAACUGUAAAUAGAAACACACAUACAAGAUAUUCCCUGAUUAUAUUACACAAAGCCAAAUUUUAAAUAAAUACUUUAUAUGUGUUCAAUAAUUCUGAUUUGUUUUUAUAAAUGUGUAAUAUAUGAACAUAUGUAAUACACAUCUAUUUGACAAAUUUACUGUA
Messenger RNA from Paramisgurnus dabryanus, 1433 nucleotides. The record is from RefSeq and is a predicted model, not a curated record. NCBI's taxonomy places the organism in Eukaryota, Metazoa, Chordata, Actinopteri, Cypriniformes, Cobitidae.